GCUGGUUUUUCCACGUACCCUUCACCCCCUUCAAGACCCCCCAAAUCCUUGUCAUUUUCUUUCUAGCCUGUCUUGGUGUAGAAGAGUGAUGAGUACAAAUCGCGUGUGAAAGCGCCACACCAUCGGGAUUUUGAGGAAUUUGCCUAUGGUGUUAAAGGGAAGGAGCAACUUACAGACAAACUGAGAAAGAGCUCUACCUACCGACAGAUACAAGAGAAGUCAAGAGCAUUAAGAGGCAUAAAGCAGCCGUAUACACACUCAGGCACUAUGAAACGUCUUUGAGAGCUCAUUAAAAAAAAAAAGCCACUAAACUCAGGACUUUAUACAGUCCAGGGAGAGCCUAGCACUAAUCUCUUAGAAUUAAAGACUUUUUUUUUUCAUGCGAAAGUCAUGAGUUCCUACUUUGUAAAUCCUCUUUUUUCCAAGUACAAAGGCGGUGAAUCGCUGGAACCAACUUACUACGACUGCAGAUUUCCACAAAGUGUAAGCAGGAGCCAUGCUCUGGUUUAUGGUCCGGGCGCUACCGCUCCCAGCUUCCAACACCCUUCACACCAUGUCCAAGAGUUUUUCCACCAUGGAACCUCCAGCAUCUCUAACUCUGGAUACCAGCAAAACCCAUGCGCCUUGGCGUGUCACGGAGACGCGUCUAAAUUCUAUGGAUAUGAAGCUCUACCAAGGCAGUCGCUCUAUGGUGCCCAGCAAGAGGCGACCGUUGUACAAUAUCCUGACUGUAAAUCGUCUUCCAACAGUAACUCUAGCGAGGGACAAGGCCAUUUAAAUCAAAAUUCGUCUCCCAGUCUCAUGUUCCCAUGGAUGAGACCACACGCUCCCGGAAGGCGCAGUGGCAGGCAGACUUACAGCCGGUAUCAGACCCUGGAGCUAGAAAAAGAGUUCCUCUUCAACCCUUAUUUGACACGGAAGCGGCGGAUUGAGGUCUCUCACGCCCUGGGACUGACGGAGAGGCAAGUGAAGAUAUGGUUCCAGAACAGGAGAAUGAAAUGGAAAAAAGAAAACAACAAAGACAAGCUCCCGGGGGCCAGGGACGAAGAGAAAACCGAGGAAGAAGGGAAUGAAGAAGAGGAAAAAGAAGAGGAGGAAAAAGAAGAAAGCAAGGACUGAUCUCUCAGCUCCUUGAAGUCUCGUUUUAUGGCAGAUGAUAAAUCGAGAUGUUUACGACGGUCAUUUGCUUUUAUAGAGUAUAGAAUGGAGAGCCUCACACAGCAGUAACUACCUGUCAAACAGUUGUAGCCUUUUUUAUUGUCAUAGAACAACUUCCCCUACUUUUUUUCUAUAUAUAUAUAUAUAUCUAUAUCUAUAGCUGCAUUUUUUGGUUUCAUAAAUAGAUAGUUGGCUUUACGACAACAGCAGGAGGGGGGGAAAAACCAACACAAACCAAUCAUUGAAGCAAAUGCCACAUCUCCAAACAGUAGAUUUCCCCACUACUCCCACUCCUAUCUAUCUAGAUAGAGAUAUAUAGAUAGAUAUAUAAAUGUAUGCAUCUUAUGUAUUUGUUUUAAUAGGUUUGAAUAGUAUUUCUUCUCCACCUUGGUUUUCCCCAUUCAUGAUCCAAGGGGGAGUAUGAUAUUGCUUUCUGCUAGUCUUAGCUUAUUUUUAAUAUCUAUAUAUCUAUAUAUCUUCAGUGCUAAUACCCAGUUAUCAUUUAACUUUUAGCUGCCUGUCUGAAUUGGAAGAUUGGUGGGUGACUAUAGGUGACACCACGCACAUAUUAGCUAUAUAUGAAUAUAUCUGUAUGUAGAUCAUACCUAUACGCCUAUGUCUCGGUAGGCCAGAACAUGAAGGCUAAGAGCCUAACAUUUCAUGAUUUAUAUAGGCACUGUUUACCAUUUCACUGUGUGUGAGCACUCGAAAUUCUUAAUAUACUACCUAAAGGGAAACCUGCAAUAAUAAUCAAAUCUAUUAUCAACAAGGGGCUUACAGAUCCUAAAUUUUACUUGGUCGGAAUUUAUUAAAGGAAAAGAGCGAGCGAGCUGCGUUUUGCCCUGAUGCAAGCUACUAAGUAGCAUAAAAUAAAAUGAUAAUAAAAAAACCUUGUUAUGUACUUUUCACUACCUAUAGAAGGAGUCAUGCUUUCAAAGUAUUUGUAAUGCGGUUUUGUUGUAUUUGUUGCUGCUUAUUUUCUUGGAAAAAAAAUUCCCAACAACUGAAACUGCCUAGUUGAGAACGCACAGUAUUGUAUUAUUUUAUUGUGCUUAUAAAGUAGCGUAGAACUAAAUUGCACUGAAUGUAUAGUUAUCUAUUUGUCUUGACUUAUCUGUUAAUGCAACAUGCUCGAAAAAAAAAGUCAUUUGUUUUAUGUAAAAGCAUAGUUCUGCGUGUUCAAACUCUGAAUGUAGCAAUUUCUGCCAGAAGCCAAUUUCUGGACACCGUGGAUUUGUAUUGUAUA
Mauremys reevesii (Reeves's turtle) is the source of this 2404-nucleotide messenger RNA. RefSeq names its product homeobox C8 (gene HOXC8). The transcript has 2 exons. Gene Ontology annotation, molecular function: RNA polymerase II transcription regulatory region sequence-specific DNA binding; DNA-binding transcription factor activity, RNA polymerase II-specific. NCBI's taxonomy places the organism in Eukaryota, Metazoa, Chordata, Testudines, Geoemydidae. Bases 391 to 1119 code for a protein of 242 amino acids. The record is from RefSeq and is a predicted model, not a curated record. Gene Ontology annotation, biological process: regulation of transcription by RNA polymerase II. Gene Ontology annotation, cellular component: nucleus.